CAAAAUGUUGAUCCUUUGUGGGAGGCCAGGCGGAGACUCUUGCUGCUCUGCUCCCGGUAAUACUCCUGCUGCUCUUUAGGGAUGGACGUUCGGUUCAAUCAUUUCCGUUCAUCGCCGCAGCAGCGGUUUCACGUCGUGCGUGAUUCCUUAUUGUGGGAAGAGCAGCAGACCCCGCCCCCCCGUGCUGCCCCAGAGACAGCAGCCAAACGGCUCACCCAGCGCACCGCAGCGCACCGCUCCAGCCCUGCCGUCGGUAACGGAGAAGAUGGCAGAGCGGCAACAACAGAAGCACGAAGGCAGGGUAAAGAUCGGCCAUUACAUCCUCGGUGACACGCUCGGAGUGGGAACGUUCGGGAAAGUAAAGAUCGGACAGCAUCAACUGACAGGCCACAAAGUCGCCGUGAAGAUCCUGAACAGACAGAAGAUCCGCAGCCUCGAUGUUGUUGGAAAAAUCAAGCGAGAGAUCCAGAAUCUCAAACUGUUCAGACAUCCUCACAUCAUCAAGCUCUACCAGGUAAUUAGCACACCGACAGAUUUCUUCAUGGUUAUGGAGUACGUGUCCGGAGGGGAGCUGUUCGACUACAUCUGCAAAAACGGAAGGGUGGAGGACUCAGAGGGUCGCCGUCUUUUCCAGCAGAUUAUCUCUGCUGUGGACUACUGUCACCGGCACAUGGUGGUCCACAGAGACCUCAAACCGGAAAACGUUUUGCUUGAUGCCAACAAGAACGCCAAGAUUGCUGACUUUGGACUUUCAAACAUGAUGUCAGACGGAGAAUUCUUACGAACGAGCUGCGGAUCACCCAACUACGCAGCUCCAGAGGUCAUCUCAGGAAGGCUGUAUGCAGGCCCAGAGGUUGACAUCUGGAGCUGUGGAGUGAUCCUGUACGCCCUGCUGUGCGGCACUCUGCCCUUUGAUGAUGAGCACGUCCCCACCCUGUUCAAGAAGAUCAGAGGAGGAGUUUUCUACAUCCCCGAGUACCUGACCCGCUCCGUGGCCUCGCUGCUCAUGCUCAUGCUGCAGGUGGAUCCACUGAAAAGAGCCACCAUCAAAGACAUCAGGGAGCAUGAUUGGUUUAAGCAGGACCUGCCAGGCUACCUGUUCCCAGAGGACCCGUCGUAUGACGCCACCGUCCUGGACGAGGACGCCGUCAGGGAGGUGUGUGAGAAGUUUGAAUGCACCGAUUCUGAAGUCAUGUCCAGCCUCUACAGCGGAGAUCCACAGGAUCAGUUAGCAGUAGCUUAUCACCUCAUCAUAGAUAACCGCCGCAUCAUGACCCAGGCCAGUGAGUUCUACCUGGCGUCCAGUCCUCCACAGGGCUCCUUCAUAGAGGAAGGCAUGCCGCUGCCCCCCGGCGUCAAACCCCACCCAGAGAGGAUGCCUCCGCUUUUGGCCGACAGCCCCAAAUCUCGCUGUCCUCUGGAUGCUCUGAACACAACCCGGCCCAAACCUCUGGCGGUGAAGAAGGCUAAAUGGCACCUCGGUAUCAGGAGUCAGAGCCGGCCGUACGACAUCAUGGCGGAGGUGUACAGAGCCAUGAAGCAGCUGAACUUUGACUGGAAGGUGGUGAACCCGUAUCAUCUGCGUGUCCGACGGAAAAAUCCCGUUACAGGAAACCUGGUGAAAAUGAGCCUGCAGCUCUACCAAGUCGACAACAGGUCCUACCUCCUCGACUUCAAGAGCAUCGAUGAUGACAUCAUGGAGGCCGUUGGGUUUAAAUCUGGUUCUUCCACCCCUCAGCGGUCCGGCUCCACCGCCGGUCUCCACAGACCCCGCCUCAGCAUCGACUCUGCGAGCCCCGCUAUCGAUCUGCCCCAGCUGAGCUCCUCUCUGCCGGGCUCCCUGUCCGGUAGUUCCCCCCUGCUCACGCCACGUCAGGGAUCUCACACCAUGGACUUCUUUGAAAUGUGCGCCAGUCUCAUCACCACGCUGGCUCGCUGAGGUCCGCUGAUUCCCAGGCUUCCCUGUAACCUGGAAGUACGUGUGUGUUUUAGGGCUAGCUGCAAAUCCGGGAGGUUUUUGGUGAACUUAUGGAAGCCAGAAAAAAAAAGGGGAAGAAUCGCAGGUCAGAAUCGCAUCAGAGUCGGUAAAAGUCCCGUUUAUUGUCACUCCUCCCGUAGAUCCUUUUAAUGACCGGACAUCCUGCUGCGGUCCGUUCUGCUGCUCGUCUUUAGCAGCUGUUUCUGGAGGAACAUCACUAGAUUUCAGCUUCUGUAUCGGUGGUAUGUUUGUCCAUUUAUAUUUAUAUUACUUUAUUAUAGUUUUAAAAAAUAUAUUUUCAAAGGUAUACCAAAAAAAAACACUUUCUACAUUGAAAAGAAUAUUAUUAUUUAGAUAUCAGAUUCAUAUUUAUUUUUUUAGGCACUAGUUUUAUUCCAAACAUCUCCACAGAUUUUUGACCUAAUUUUUGAGUAGUUUUAAGACAGUUUAAUGAAGCACGACAGGCUGGUGCGACGCUGAUGCUUAGAACUGCCUGUGCUGCUUGCUCUCUGUGCAGAACAUGCACACUGUCUCCCCGCGCCACGCCGCCGUCCGAUACCAACGUGCUCUGAUAGGAGCAGCUGCUGCUCAGCUUAUCAGUGGGACUUAAACACAAUUUUAUAUAAAAAAAAAACAUAUAGGCCUCUGACAUCAGAAAGAGGAGCAGGCGAGAACGCACUGAGCUGAAAACAGCAGAUGGCUUUACUGAAGACGUACUAGAACAAAUGGUGUCGCUUUAACUUUUGAGAAAAAAAGAAGUGAAAAGUCAUUUAAUGGAAAAGUCCGUUCACAAUCAGAUUUAAAACUUCUGAAAGUUCUUUAAAUCUGAAAUGAUUCCAUCCUGUUCAAUAAAUGAUCAGU
Messenger RNA from Cyprinodon variegatus (sheepshead minnow), 2839 nucleotides. It is a transcript of the gene prkaa2, whose product is annotated as protein kinase, AMP-activated, alpha 2 catalytic subunit. The record is from RefSeq and is a predicted model, not a curated record. Gene Ontology annotation, molecular function: ATP binding; protein serine/threonine kinase activity. Gene Ontology annotation, cellular component: cytoplasm. NCBI's taxonomy places the organism in Eukaryota, Metazoa, Chordata, Actinopteri, Cyprinodontiformes, Cyprinodontidae. The transcript has 10 exons. The coding region runs from base 266 to 1939 and encodes 557 amino acids. Gene Ontology annotation, biological process: protein phosphorylation; intracellular signal transduction.